AUGGUGUUAGGAAUGAUAAAUGAGAUUCAACAAUAUCUCGAUGCAAGGUAUAUUGGACCUCCAAAAGCUGCUUGGCGAAUAUUUGGUCAUUCUUUGCAUGCAGAGAUGCCAACAGUUGUACGAUCGGCACUUCAUUUGCCUGGUAUGCAUCGCAUUGUUUUUCACCCAGAAGAGUCAUUAGAAAUGAUUCAAUCUAGAGUUGGUCAAAAAAUGUCAACUAUUACUGGCUUCUUUGUAUAUUGUGCUGCCAAUGAAGAUGAAUGUCCAUUCACUUAUCAAGAAUUUCCACAACAUUUUGUUUGGCUCAAGGGUGCUGGAACAGGGAAAACAUUUCUGUACAAUACAAUUGCAUUAAAAUGUCGCAGCCCUGGGCAUAUCGUUGUUACUGUGGCUUCGUCUGGAAUUGCAUCAUUGUUACUGGUAGGAGGUCGCACUGCACAUUCAACAUUUUCCAUUCCGUUAGAUGUCUUGGAAAAUUCACUUUGUGGGUUUAGCAAACAAUCAUUACAAGCUGAGUUAUUUAGAGAAAUAAAACUCAUAAUUUGGGAUGAAGUUCCUAUGCAACAGAUACAUUGUGUUGAGGCAGUUGAUCAUACAUUGAGGGAUAUUUGUGAUAGUGAAAAGCCAUUUGGGGGUAUUACUGUUGUUCUUGGUGGAGACUUUCGACAAAUCUUACCAGUUAUACCCAAAGGAGUUUGUGAGCAAAUUGUGAAUGCAUCAUUAAGACACUCUAUUCUAUGA
Camellia sinensis is the source of this 741-nucleotide messenger RNA. The record is from RefSeq and is a predicted model, not a curated record. Lineage: Eukaryota; Viridiplantae; Streptophyta; Magnoliopsida; Ericales; Theaceae.